AUGGAUGGAGAAGGGCCAGGAGAAUCAGCUGGCCACCCGCCGCCACCACCGCCACCGCCGCCGGUACCCGAACAUGAGGUGGGUGGAGUACACAACCUGGAGAUGGAAGAGGGUAGGUUCCCCCCUCCUCCUCCUGCAUCAGCAGCAGGCCGCUCUAACUGUCAACUCUUGCCGAAAGAUACCGUCGAUUGUGUCGAGGAUGCUAGCAUGGCAGCAAACUCCUUUAAAGGCCAGAGCGGAAUGUUGCAGUCCUGUUACCGGCCAAAGCCAGUGUCAAGUGAAAAACCAUCCGAUGGCAGUAUGCACUUCACUAUCACUCGACAUCCAAAGGAGUUGCUCGACGUCAUGAAUGUUCUUUGGCGGUCCCGUAAGCUUUGUGAUGUCACUUUCAAAGUGGGUGAAGAGUCUUUUCAGGCACACAAGAUUGUAUUAGCUGCUGCCAGUCCCUAUUUCCGUGCCAUGUUUACUGGAGGCAUGAAGGAAGAGGAGAUGACGGAGAUCCGGCUGCACUGUAUUUCUCCUUGCACCCUGGGGAUCCUUAUCAAUUUUGCCUACACCUCUGAGAUCCAGAUCAAUGAGAUGAAUGUGUGUCAGCUGCUGCCAGCAGCAACCAUGUUCCAAAUCACGCACGUUGUUGAGGCCUGCAGUGUAUUCUUAGAGCAUCAGCUCGAUCCGAGCAAUUGCAUUGGAAUUGCAGACUUUGCCAGCGAGCAUGGCUGCAUGGAUCUGUACAACAAGGCACGUGAUUACAUCUACAAAAAUUUUAGCGAAGUCAGUAAGUGUGAGGAAUUUCUAAUGCUCUCACCCUGCCAACUCGUUAGCCUAAUUAAGCACGACGAGUUGAACGUCUUCUGUGAGUCGGAAGUUUUCAAUGCCGUCAUCAGGUGGGUGGAGCACGACACCGAUAAACGGCUUGGCAAGUUAGAGAGUCUGCUCGGGGCUGUGCGUUGCCAUUUCCUCUCGCCAAAGUUCUUGGAGAAACAGCUGAAAGUAUGCAGAGUCUUGAAGAAAAAUCCACAAUGCCAAAACUAUCUGGCUCGAAUCUUUGAAGAACUCAAACUACAUAAGCAAAUUCCUGAAGCUUGCCGAAAACCUUGCAAGCCAAUGGUGAUCUUUACUGCUGGUGGGUACCUGCGCCAGUCUCUCAGUAAUUUUGAAUGCUAUAACCCAGAGAGUAGUGAAUGGAGACGUUUACCGGACUUGCCAGUACCUCGAAGUGGGCUGAGCGCUUGUGUAGUUAAGGGCAUUCUUUAUGUGGUUGGAGGGAGAAACAACUCUCCGGAUGGCAAUAUGGACUCUGCUUCUCUGGAUAUGUAUGAUCCGUACCGGAAUGUUUGGCGUCCAUGUGCACAGAUGACAGUACCACGGAACAGGGUUGGAGUUGGAACAAUAGACAAUAUGAUAUAUGCAGUAGGAGGGUCCCAUGGUACUCAGCACCAUGAUACUGCUGAAAGGUAUGAUCCAGACACUGAGAAAUGGAUCCAAACAUCUCCUAUGGAGACGAAAAGAAUUGGUGUUGGUGUAGGUGUGGUCAAUCGGCUUUUGUACGCUGUCGGAGGGUUUGAUGGGCAUAACCGUCUGCGCAGUGUUGAAUGCUACCAUCCAGAGAAAGAUGAGUGGAAAUUCCUUGCUCCAAUGAAUACCGUGCGGAGUGGAGCAGGUGUGAUAGGAAUGGACCAUUAUAUCUAUGCCGUGGGAGGAUAUGAUAGCAAUUGCCAGCUUCGUUCUGUGGAACGUUAUUGUACAGAAACUAAUGUUUGGCAAUAUGUUGCUCCUAUGAACAGUCCAAGGAGUGCACUCAGUGUAGCUGUCAUCUGUUCUAAACUUUAUGCCUUAGGUGGCUAUGAUGGGAAUGACUUUUUAUCGUCUGUGGAAUGUUACGAUCCAGACAGUAACAUUUGGACUGAAAUUACCAAUAUGACUUGUGGCCGCAGUGGACACGGAGUUGCUGUAGGAGCAGAACCCUACACGUGA
Acanthosepion pharaonis is the source of this 1974-nucleotide messenger RNA. The record is from the annotation of a GenBank genome assembly. Lineage: Eukaryota; Metazoa; Mollusca; Cephalopoda; Sepiida; Sepiidae.